This is a messenger RNA of Entelurus aequoreus (snake pipefish), 669 nucleotides long. RefSeq names its product LHFPL tetraspan subfamily member 5a (gene lhfpl5a). The transcript has 3 exons. Bases 1 to 651 code for a protein of 216 amino acids. Gene Ontology annotation, biological process: sensory perception of sound; detection of mechanical stimulus involved in sensory perception. NCBI's taxonomy places the organism in Eukaryota, Metazoa, Chordata, Actinopteri, Syngnathiformes, Syngnathidae. The record is from RefSeq and is a predicted model, not a curated record. Gene Ontology annotation, cellular component: plasma membrane.
AUGUUGCCGGCCAAAGAGGCGGCAAAGAUUUACCACACCAACUACGUGCGUAAUGCCCGCGCCGUGGGUGUACUCUGGACCGUUUUUACCAUCACCUUCGCCGUGAUCACGGUGGUGGUGUUCAUCCAGCCCUACUGGAUCGGGGACAGCGUCAACACGCCACAGGCCGGUUACUUUGGCCUCUUCCACUACUGCAUUGGCAACGCACUCACCUCAGAGCUCAUCUGCAAGGGGAGCGCCCUGGACUUCGGCUCCAUCCCGUCCGGAGCCUUCAAGACGGCCAUGUUCUUCGUGGGCAUCUCCACGCUGCUGGUGGUGGGCAGCAUUGUGUGUUUCAGUCUCUUCUUCUUCUGCAACACCGGCAGCGUGUACAAGAUCUGCGCCUGGAUGCAGCUGGCCUCCAGCGCUUGCAUGGUGAUAGGCUGCAUGAUCUACCCCGACGGCUGGGACUCGGACGAGGUGAAGCGAAUGUGCGGCCAGCAGACCGACAAGUACUCCCUGGGCCACUGCAGCGUGCGCUGGGCCUACAUCCUGGCCAUCAUCAGCAUCAUGGACUCACUCAUCCUGGCCUUCCUGGCCUUCAGCCUGGGCAGCAGGCAGGACAAGCUGCUGCCCCAGGACUUCCAGAUGGAGGAGAAAGACCAGGCCUAAAACCACGGAGAAGUUGAC